This is a messenger RNA of Eurytemora carolleeae, 1506 nucleotides long. RefSeq lists its product as uncharacterized. The transcript is spliced from 13 exons. NCBI's taxonomy places the organism in Eukaryota, Metazoa, Arthropoda, Copepoda, Calanoida, Temoridae. The coding region runs from base 14 to 1303 and encodes 429 amino acids. The record is from RefSeq and is a predicted model, not a curated record.
CACUAGAAAGAAAAUGAGUGUUCCUUGCCAUCUCCCUAUACUCUUUUCUCUGCUGCUCUAUUUGGGUUUCUGUUUGUGUUCUGGACCCUGUUAUAGAGAUGAUGAUUGUCCUAAACUACAUAUGCAAUGCAGAAUAAAUGGAAGUGCUGGCGGAGUGUGUGAGUGCUCUGAUGGUUGGAUAUCCUGGAAGUGGGAGUGCCAUCCUGCUGCAGCACUUGGGGAUCCCUGUGUCACUUCCACUCAGUGUCAAGCUAAGAAUGAGAAAAGUAUGUGUAACCCUAUCAACAGUCGGUGCAGUUGUGAGAGAGGCCACACUCCUACCAGAGCCACGCCCACUGUAUCCCUAGGGGAGGAGCAGAUGGAACAUGAAGAGGUUCCGAAUCUGAUCUGUAUACAGGAUAAGGUGUAUACAACUGAAUCAUUUGACGCUGUCCCUAUUUUUAUAGAGGAUAAAAAACUAGCAAGACCGAGGCACCCUCCAACCCACGAUGCUAUUCAUAAAGCCGUCACUCAGGCGGUUAGUAACAAUCGCAGGGUCUUUUUCGGAGAUACCGUUGUUCUACUUGGACUUAUUCUUCUUGGACUCGGGGUAGCAGGAAUAGCAACAGCCUUGUACUUCAAAACCGUUCAAGAGAAGAGAAUGUCACAGGCUGCUGUAAGAUCUCUGCUAAACCUGAUCCAGGAGAACGAAGGAAUGAAAAGAAAUUACACCUCUGAGAGUUUAAAAACCCAGAAUACAGAUAUAGAAUCAGCAGAGGAAAAAGAGAGGAAGGAAAGGAACAUUCUAGAGAAUCUGGAGAAUAAUAGAUUCGAGGAUUCCUUCAAUCCUGCAAUAGAAUUUGGUAGCUUACCUAGUCUACCUAGCAAGAUAACUCUACAACCGCUUGAGGGAGAAGGAAUUAUUAAAUUUCCAUCCCCUCACAUGUCCCACGCUACCCUUCCUCCAAUCAAAGGAAAGAAGAAAAACAAAGACGACUUUGAGGAGAAGAUAAAUCCAACCAAACCAAAUAAUUUUGAAAGUUUGCAACUUUCCCCGAAGUCUCGGUACCCGGUAGAGUAUAGAGACCCUAAAUCUCUCCCUUGUAACGGGUUUGAGAGUAAUUUCGUUGAGGUUGGACCCAAGAAGGUUGAGGGAGAAGAGGAUCUCUCCAAGCUACCAAUGCAAACUCUAAGCUUUAAAAACUUGGAAAAUAUUACAUAUCAACGGAAUACUCCAGAAUUCUCAAAAUCGGCAGCUUCGUUUCCAGAUGAAAACAAGUUUUUUGAAGAAGCUCCCCCGAGCUACGCGGAUCUACUCAAAUAAAAGGAAACUCUAAAACAAAUGUUUUUUCACUAUAAAAUAUAAAAAAGAUUUUAGUAACAUGUUAAAGAAAUGUUAUCAAAAACUGAAUGACAAAUGGUACCAGAAAAAAGGAGGAUUCGCUACCAUACAUAUUUUAGUUUAUGAACGAUAGUUAGGAAAUGUACUUAAUGAACAGCAUCAUAAAAAUGAAAAAAUAACAUAAU